Molecule: messenger RNA, 375 nt
Organism: Hibiscus syriacus
Lineage: Eukaryota; Viridiplantae; Streptophyta; Magnoliopsida; Malvales; Malvaceae
Product: ribonuclease 1-like
Exons: 2
Coding region: 1-375 (124 amino acids)
Molecular function (GO): RNA binding; ribonuclease T2 activity
Source: RefSeq, a predicted model, not a curated record
AUGGUAUAUGGCCUCAAGAUGCCAACGACGUUCCGAUUCCCCCCUUUCAACGCAGCUACUAAUCCCUGUUGCUCCAUGGCACCCAUUACUUCCCGGUCAGUUCUUAAGAAAGCAUUAACUCCAAUUCGAAGCAACUUAAUACCAUUAUGGCCGGUAUUGAAGAAUCCUACUCAACCGAGUACUGGCUUUUGGGAGAGUGAAUGGUUAAAGCAUGGAACAUGUUCUGAUUACCCUUAUUACCCUCUUGAUUACUUCAAAUCUGCCUUAACGCUUAGACAAGGCUUAACAAAUCCAGGUGAGUAUGUUUCCUUUGUACUUGCUUUUAUAUCUUCUGUUAUUGAGUUUAUGUAUAAGAUGGUUGAAAAGUUGGAAUGA